Messenger RNA from Cherax quadricarinatus, 6980 nucleotides. The record is from RefSeq and is a predicted model, not a curated record. NCBI's taxonomy places the organism in Eukaryota, Metazoa, Arthropoda, Malacostraca, Decapoda, Parastacidae.
AUAUGGGUCAUUUGCGCCUGACGUACUUAUGGCAGUGCUCACCCUCACAUGACGCAUGCAUGCAACUUUGAGGCUAGUGCUUGUGCUCCUGUCCUCCCGCAUGCUGCAUAGGAGGCCUUGUACUCCCGCAUGACUUGAUCAUGCAGCCUAGGAAGCCUUGAACUACUGCCUCUGACUUUUUCUAUGCUGCUUAGGCCUUGUACUCCUGCAACCUACUCGCGCAUGCUGCAGAGAACUUGUUCUGCCCCUGACUCAAGCAUGCUGCCUAGGCCUUGUACUCCUGGCUGAAUUAUUAAUGUUGCCUAGGAGGCCUAGUACUCCCACAUGUCACAAAUGCCUGGAGGCAUUCUACUCAAAUAUCUGAAUAACACAUGCAGUCUAUGAGGUCUUGUACUUCCACAUCUAAUGCACGCAUGCACUUUAGGCCUCUUGCUACAUCUGAUACACAUGCAGCCUAGGAGGCCAGUGUUUGUGCCACUUAUAUAAAAAGCAGAGAGAACCUUUACAGCCUAUGUAAAUUACCUAGCACCUAAAUUAUUGGGAACGCCUGAAGUUCUUCAAACUGUACUACUAAGAAUGUAGACAAGAAAGAUGCACUGUAAUCUACACCAUGAAAAUUCUAAAGUGAUUGGUCCCAAAUCUACAAAGCGAAAUCGCUUCCUACAAAAGCAAGAGGCUCGGCAAAUAGUACAAAAUCCCCCAAUGAAAAGCAAAGAUUUAAUUAUGUUAAGAGAUAACUUGUUGAGUGUCAAGGGAACAAGAUUUUUUAACACCCUUCAUACACAAGGGAAAUUACAAGGAGACUCUUAGAUGCCACAGCCCCUCCUGAUCAGAGGGGCUGUGGUGCCUAUAAUGUAUUGUGUAUGGCAAGCAGUAACAGCCUGAAUUAUCAGGUUGUCAAUUGGGAAUGUGACAAAGGGGCCAGUGACCCCUGGAACUGUUUGCUGGUAAAUACCCCCCCCCCCCCACCAAUGUACACAUGCCCUAGAGGCCAAAACUUGUGCCCAAACUCGGCUCUUACACAUGCAAUCUACAAACCAUUCUUGCAUGAUAUACCCAAAGGUAUAUCAUGCCACAAGCAUAUGGAAAACAAUAUAUGUGUAUUCUUAUUCUCAUUAUCUGUAAUCCUCACAACCAGCAACUCACAAUCAGUGACAAACACAUAACAAUAUGUACUAGACAUGUAUCUCUCACACCUCAUGUACUGUAUGUGCCAUCUUUGUAUCAGCAAUGUAUCGCUUAAAUUCUGUACCACAUUAUGUAAUAAAAUAUACCUAUUGGUAAAAAAGAAUGAAAAGAUGGGGUGAUACGGGAAGCGGAAUAUUCAAAUGGCUUCAGGAAGAAAUCCAAAUAUUCUUCCUUGAAGCCUUUUUAUCCACUUCUCCGAGGCUAUGGGUCCUACAAUUUACACCAUUAAAUACUAUAUUGCAUGUGUUAACCAGAAGACAAUUUCGGGAGUCACCGCCUCAACUGCCCGGUCCAAGACCAGGGUUCACUAAAGGAAUGGAAAGCAAUCAGAUUCAAAGGAUGGGAAGUGUAGCUCCAAUUUCCUGGAUCAAGAGCUUUUCACCUGCAUCCAGACACCUCCCUUGAAUUGUGAUAUGCAUGCAGAUAAGAACGUUACAUGGUGCUGUUUAGUCACUGCAUUACCAUAUAUGUGCCCUUUGUUAUAAAUCUGUCUAUCUUCACUAUGUAUCUUUUUUUUGCUAUUUUGUUCUCAUUUUCACUAGGAUCAUUUUUAUUAUAAUCAGGUAAGCACCAAACCCAUAUGGCCCAUUAAUGCCAAGAAUGCAGGGGUAAACAAAAAGAGGUGAAAAUGUUUUUGAAGGGCAAGGGUAAAGGAAAGGAGAAAGUCUGCUGCAAUUUAGUGACAGUCAAGAAAUUCAUUACAUACAUGAUUUGUCAGGAUGUGCUGAUAGUCCAAACAUUUACCUAUCUGUGUGUGCUGAUAGUUCAGUCCUUUAAUUUACUGUCCCAUUUUUGAGAAAGUAUUUUUGAUUACUCCAUGGCAUGCAUACUCUAUACACCUCUUUGGGAGUCCCUCUUUUAAAGGUGGAACUCUAAAAGAUGGAGACAGUGUAAGCAUGCCAGGGCAUUGAAAGAUGAAGUGACAAUUUUCUCUAAAGAAUGGGACAAUCAGUCAAAAGAUAUUGGACUAUUACAUAACCUAAAUUCAGGCAAAGCAGCACUGGACAACCCUCCAUGACAUGACCAUGUGUGAGUAUGAUGUGACCAAUCCACAAGCACAACUAAGAUUUGAUGAAAAACUCUAUAGUCACUAAUGCAGACCAACACUGCCAAAACAAUUACACAAGAGUCAAGCUACAACAGCACUAAGAAAUCCACAUCUUUAUGUCCCUUUAUCUUAUUUAGGCUGUCUUAUUUUGUAUGGCAUGGUCAUAUCUCCUCUUGAGAAAGAGAGAGAGAGGAGCAUGAUUUAUACUGCAGUGAGAUGACAAAUAAAACUUUCUAUAACAUGAUAAAUUUGUACAUUUAGUAAGCAAAAUAAUAAUUUUUAGGUCAGGAAAAUGUGCACAAAGAGUUUCAUCACAAAUCAACAGCAACAGUACAAGCAGGACAUUUGAUCCUAGCCUGCUGGCAUUGUCUGACUUAAAAUACACAAACAAUGUAUUCGCCGUCACACCUUAGUCCCCAGCUCUGAGCUGUUGGCCUUAAGCUACUCACUCAUCAUUUGUCUACCUGUCUGGUGUCUACCUGUUGAUGGUUCCAGGGGUCAUCUCUGUGGCCCAGUCCCAGAACAGGCUGCCUUGUUCAUGGCAGAAUCAGUCAAGUUAUUGGGGCUAGCAGAGAAUAGCCAAGGCAAUUAAAUAAUGGAUAAACUAAAUAAAACUACACGUAAUAAUAUGACAAAUAAGAAUUAGAAUCGCCAAACAUGGAGCACCUUGAAGUAAUGCCUAUUAGCUCUCGAGUGGUAUGUCUGAACGCCCCUCAUCUGAAGUCACUGUGUGUGUUCGAAGCUCUCUCACGAACCCUAGGAUGCUACUACAACCAUCAUCGCCCACAGAUUGUAUCUUGCCAGGGCGUGGUGAGACUUCCAGCCCCGAGGAUUGUACGUAUACGUGGUCAUGCAUCUCACACCCACACCCCUGGUGAUAUACCAAUGCUCCACACUACCAUACAGAUGGGGACAUACCUUGUGUUUCAUCUCACAGACUGGGCACAUGUAAGACAAUGUUACUUGGUACUCAAUGGCAUAGAAAAAGUUCCUCGGACAAAUGUUCCACCAAGAAUCAUACUGGAGCGUAUUCACGGUUCGGAGGUUUCACAAUCACUAUCUCUUAAAGCCGAGAUGCACCAAAAUGAAAACACCAGAAAUAGUGUUAGCCUGACAAGAUUGCACACCUCGCCCCUUCCUGGCACUUGUAUCACAACACCUCGAGAGAAUCCCACCAGCCUCCCAACUCCAGCAAGAAAUCCAGCCACAAGAAGAGAUUCAGAUUACUGCAAUAACCAAGACAACCAGGGAAACUUGCAAGUUAAUAACAGUAUGCACAUGGUAAAUGACCAAAAUAAAAAAGAUACAGAAGAAAAAAUGAAUGGAACAGAUGGGCAAAAUGAGCAACAGCAUUGCCAGAUCAUCCUUAAUAUGGCUGAGACAGAGGAAGUAACAUCAUUACUGGAUGAGGAUGAAGAUGAAUACACUUCAGAUACAUCUGAUGAUCUUCACAAGGUGGUGCGGAAGAGACUGUCAAUAGAUAUUACACAACUCCUAAGCCCACGCCCAAAGGAUAAAAUUCUAGUUUUAUUAUUAAGACCAGCUGAGGAGACACAAGCCUGGCAGUUUCUGUCAUCAUGUAUGAAGGUAACUCACUCCAGCAGCAAAACCAUGGUGAUGGAAGGUACUGGCACCAUCAAAAAGGCACUUACCAGAACAAAGCCUCUAUAUUUCUCUAAAAAUGGAAAUGUGCAUAGACUCUAAGUCAACUUUAUGGAUUACUAGUCUUAAAUGAUCAUUUGUUCAUACUCAUCGAAAUAUGUACCUGAAACAUACUUAAUGCUUUUAAUUUCUAUGACCAUCUUUAAAAUUGCUAAUUAUUGCUCUGCUAAUUUAUAAAGUUUAAGAACAAACAGCAUUCAUUCUGCUGUAGAUGUAUAUGUUACAUAUAUUGAAGAAAACCAUUAAGCUUACUGAAUUUAUUCAGCUCUGUCUGUAGUUCUAUACAAAUUUUUCACAGCAGUUUCAAGAAGUAAAUUAACAUGAGAGUAGUAAUUACCAGAUUACCUCUAUGUGAUUUCCCAUUUAUAGUGUCUUAACCUUUUAACUGUGUGUGACAUACAUGUAAUAAAGGCUUGCUGACCCAUACUAGGCAGGUCUUACAAUCAACAAUCUUAUAUGUCUAAUCUAUUUUUAAAACAUCCCAAGGUUGGGAAUCUGAGUGCAACUUGCACAAAUUCUAGUGAGCUCAAAUUAAGACCAUUGUGAUGUAAUUUAUGUCAGACAAACAUCUUAUGCUGCAAAUUUACAGGACAUCCAGUAAAAAUAUCCACAUAUACUUUUGUGUCCCACCAGGGAGGAUGCUUAGUGAGUCAUGUAAUGAGGGCAGUAUUUUAAGGGAAGAGUAAACUAGUGUUACUGUACUGUAUACUGUAAUAACAUUGCAGACUGCAGUAAUAGUGACAGUGGGUAAAACAACAUAUAUUGUCAUGAAGACAGUAAAUAUAAUGCAUGUAAAAAAAAGAACAAGCAUGCCAGCACUUUCUUUCAGUAAACUUUUUUAAGAAUGUUAAAUUUAAUGAGGUUUGCAAAAUAUCUGAAGAUGAGGCCUGGUCAUGGACCUGGCCAUGGGGGCAUUGACCCCCAAAACACCCUCCAGGUAAGUGGGCAAAAUGAUUACCAAAGGAACCAAAAUGUUCCCAAUCCAUUUCUCACAUCAACUGUUAUUCUCUUAUGAAAAGGAACUUUAAAGCAAUUGGCGAUACCAGAGAAACACAUUACUGCAUUGUCAUUCUCCUAUGGGCUGAACUGAAUUCACCUGACCCAGCACAAACCCCAAUAUAAAAAACCAUAGGAUUUUUUCAAAAAAGUUCCUAGUGGAUUUCUCAACCUCAAAUUUCUCUUUCUUUCUGUAAACUCUCUCUCUUUUAAGCAUCAAUAUUAACUAGAUUAGAGAGAUAGUUAAAGAAUUAUGAUCAAUAAACAAUCUAAUAGCCAGACCAGGAAUGAGAUUUUUCUGGAAAAUAAUCUCAAUAAAUUUCUCCACACCUGAAGUUGGUUUCUCUGUGUCACCCACAUUAUGAGAGGUUCAGUGAAACUAAAAACCACAAAUACAAAAUUAAGCCUACAUAACAAAUUUUGUUUCAAAUCUGGAUUCACUGUCUCUAAUGCAUGUAUCUCUAACUUUUUUUUUUUAACACUGGCCGUCUCCCACUGAGGUAGGGCAACCCAAAAUAAGAAACAGUUUCACCAUCAUUCACACUAUCACUAUCUUGCCUGAGUUAUACAGAUAUGACAGUUCAGAUGUCCCUCCAAUUAACAUUACAAGAAAUAAUGAGAUGAAUAAAAAUGAAUUUGGGUUAGGUUAAGUCAGUGAGCUAGAAAAACACUGGAUAAUUAAUUCGCUGGUUGAAUAAUUGAAACCUGUGAACUUAUAAAAAUAAAUGGUUAACCCUAGAAUGAUACUACUCUGCUUCACAGAAAUACAGCCAUUCUCCUUUAUGAGCUAGGUUUGGAUGUUGAUUUUUUAGUUAUUUUUGUUUAUAUUAUUUGCUUAUUACAUGUAUUAAUAUUUCGUAUAUGGCAUGCUCAUAUUUUUUUUGACUGAUAUGUGACCACUGAUGUGAAAACCAAUCAUAGAUAAACUAUUAAAAUACAGAUUUAAGUAAUGUCAUAGAAAGAUUUUUGGAACCAAUGCCAGAGAGUUUUACUUAUCAUUAACGAAGGCUUUUAUCUAACCUAUUCUGUUAAGUCAUCUUUCACAUUUUAUAAACAUGAAUCUAGUCUAGAUGGAAGGAAUUAAGGUUAAGAAAAAGAAAAUACAAUAGAUAUUUACAACAAAUACAAAGAUGUGGAUACACAGACAGCUUAAUGAAUAAAUAAGGUAUAUCGACAAUGCAUAUACAGUGGUACCCCGAGUUUUGUACGUAAUUCGUUUCAGAAGGCUGUUCAAGUGCCGUUACCGAACUAAUUUAUUCCCAUAAGGAAUAAUGUAAAUUAGAUUAGUCCGUUUCAGACCCCCAAAAAUACACUUACGAAAGCACUUACAAUAAUACACUUACAUAACUGUUAGAGUUGGGAGCAGUACGAAACUCAGGGUACCACUGUACGUAUGUAUGUUUAUACAGUACGUACAGACAAGAGUUACUAUUAAAUAUUUUCACAAAAGAAGGGGCUCAGAGGUUACCUAUACUGUCAAUAUACAGCAUUUCAUUAAAAGCUAAACCUACAUAGGUCACUAAGUGAAGGGUAUGGUGUAGGCUCGAUAUGACCGCUAAUCGUAAGAUGGUCUCUGACAAGUUGGGAUGUUGGUAAUCGCAUCUCUGAAUCUACAGUGUCUUAAAAAAUAAUGCACUCUUUUAUCCUUUCUUAACAUUUCACUUAUUGCACACUUAUUUUAAGCACUUUUUAUUAGCUAUCUUUUCUUAUUAACAGUGAAGAUACUAAUGAAUGGGAGGGUCUAAAAAGACUACUUUACAUAGAUAAAUUUAUGAAGAAAUUCCUACAAAAUAUUUGACAAUAUGAAAAAAAUACCAGUAAAAAGGCAGAACAGAAACAUCUGAGUACUCAUGUGUGUAAAUAUAUGCCGGUGCCAUUAUAUUUUUCUGUAGAUAAAUAUAUAGAUAUCCAGACUUCCAGCGAGCGUGCGUGAGCGUGUUAGAUAGGAGUGAAUGGAGACGAAUGGUAUUUGGGACCUGAUGAGAUGUUGGAGUGUGAGCAGGGUAAUAUUUAGUGAAGGGAUUCAGGGAAACUGGUUAUUUUUAUAUAGCCAGACUUGAGUCCUGGAAAUGCCUGCACUUUAAAG